Messenger RNA from Brenthis ino (lesser marbled fritillary), 1173 nucleotides. Lineage: Eukaryota; Metazoa; Arthropoda; Insecta; Lepidoptera; Nymphalidae. The record is from the annotation of a GenBank genome assembly.
AUGGAUUCCUGUAUGGGAGUUGAACAAGAUUUGGACAAAGCUACAUCUAAAUUUACUGCACUUAAUGAUUAUGCAAACAAAAUAUUGGAGGACUUAAUAAAUCAAGUUGAAGAAUUGAGAAAUGAAAUCUUGAAGCAAUCUCCUAAUACACCAUUAUCACAAAGUCAAACGAAAAUUGUAAAUGAUUUGGCAGCUUCAGUUAAACAAACAGUGUUCCAAUUAUCUACAGAUCACCGUGAACUGCAUGCCACAGUCUCGAGAGUGGGUAAAUCUAUUGACAGGCAUUUUAUAGUUGACUAUGCAGCUGUUGCACCAAAAGCAGAGUCAUUUUGCUCUGAUACCAAUAGACCCAUAAUGGAACAAGCAAUUGCUCAGCAUUUGUAUAGACAAGGUCUAGAAGAAGUAGGCGACUCACUAGUAGCAGAAGCGGGUGUGACAGCAGAGCGUGGCAGUACGUUCGCCCAACUGCAGCGAUGCGCAGCAUCGCUGUCCGCCGGAGACCCUGCCCCUGCGUUAGCUUGGGCCGCAGCAAGAGAACACGAGCUGGUGCAUUCGCCGCUGCCUUUCACGUUGCAUAGGAUGCAAGCUCUGAAGCUGGCGCGGUCGCACGGCGUGACGGCGGCCAUAGAGUACGCGCGCGCGCAGUUCCCGGCGCACGCGGCGCGGCACGAGCGCGCGCUGCAGGCGGCCGUGUGCGCGCUGGCGUGGUGCACGCGCGACGCGCCCGCGCCGCCGCCGCACUACGCUCACCUGCUCGACUUGAAGGCGCUAGGCGCGGAGGCGGGCGAGCUGUUCGUGCGCGAGGCGUGCGCGCUGCUGCGCCUGGCGCCGCACUCGCCGCUGGCGGGCGCAGUGCUGGCGGGCGCGCGCGUGCUGCCCGCGCUGCUCGACGUGCGCGCCAAGAUGUCGCACCCGCACGUGCUCGCCGCCUGGGCCGACGACGAGCUGCCUCUAGAGGUGGAGCUGGGCGAGGAGGGCGGCGGCUACCACUCGGUGUUCGCGUGCCCCAUCCUGCGCCAGCAGGCCUCCGAGCACAACCCGCCCAUGCGCCUGCUCUGCGGACACGUCAUAUCGCGAGACGCUCUCAACAAGCUCGCCUUGGGGCUCAAGUUGAAAUGCCCCUACUGUCCUAUGGAGCAGUCACCGUCUGAAGCACGCCAAAUAUACUUCUCU